Molecule: messenger RNA, 5351 nt
Organism: Haplochromis burtoni (Burton's mouthbrooder)
Lineage: Eukaryota; Metazoa; Chordata; Actinopteri; Cichliformes; Cichlidae
Product: GTPase IMAP family member 5
Exons: 2
Coding region: 1358-2284 (308 amino acids)
Molecular function (GO): GTP binding
Source: RefSeq, a predicted model, not a curated record
GCUAACAGAGGCUAACAGCAGCCAACAGAGUGUAACAGCAGCUAACAGAGGCUAACAGCAGCCAACAGAGUGUAACAGCAGCUAACAGAGGCUAACAGCAGCCAACAGAGUGUAACAGCACAACAGAGUGUAACAGCAGCUAACAGAGGCUAACAGCAGCCAACAGAGUGUAACAGCAGCUAACAGAGGCUAACAGCAGCCAACAGAGUGUAACAGCAGCUAACAGAGGCUAACAGCAGCCAACAGAGUGUAACAGCAGCUAACAGAGGCUAACAGCAGCCAAAAGAGUGUAACAGCAGCUACUAGUGGCGAAAACAGCAGCUUUUAAGAAGAAAAGUUAACUAUAUCCUCAAAAACUCACCGCAAUAGUGAGCUUGUCUCAUGUCCUUUCCUGAGUAAAUGAAGGCAGAUGCUGCACAACCAGCACCAACAGCAGAGUGACAGCAUUCCACAAACAGGGAAAAACUCAGGGUUUGGUCCAAACAGUAGUAGAAACAAGCCAGCUGGCCUUGGCCUUCAUGGGGUACAAACCAGAUUUAUUGUUUCUGAUCUAUCUUGGCUGUCUAAAACAUGUUUGUCCUAUAGCCUCCACCCAGCUAGGAUUAUGCACCUAAACUGGUUGGAGUAAGAAAACGGUUCACUGCAAUCUGCAGUCUACUGACAUCAGGCUGUGAGAUUCUACACACUGUAACUGCUGGUAACUUUUUCAUGAUUUUACUCUAACUGGAAACUAGGAGCAGACUCAGACAUCAAGAUACAAGAAAAAACAUAUUUAUUUACAAAGUGAAGCAAUGAGGAAGAAGUGAGCGAGCCUGGGAGAGUGACUCUGCCAAAGAGAAAGGAAGGACCAUCAAACUCGCCCCAGAACCCGGCAUGUUUUUAGGGUUGUCUUAUUCUAUAUGAAUGAACAAAUAGUUCUUCUACAUUCACAUUUGUCCAGGUUUAAUAAGGUGUUGUCUGUGCUUUCUAUAGAUUGUUGCUUUUGACAGCAGGUUGUUUCUGUUUCCAGCUGUAAAUCUGUCUUACAGAUAUGAAAAUGCAAACAUAACUGUCAAAAAAGACAAAAUCACUUUUCAUAAUGUGAAACUUUUGUUUUGAAUUUGCCACUGUUAGGGUUUAAAUGAAACUGUGAACAGAUGUGUUACUGUGAUGUCUUCAUGGAGUCAUGUAACUGUUAUGGGUGAAAAGGCAGACCUGUGGAAAUGCACUCUGCAUGAUGCACUCUUUUUCAGCCUUCUGAUUGGUUGCUUUGUGCCACACUUCCUGCCCUAGAACAGCUGAAGUGCUGUAUGUAAGGAAACGAGCAGCGGAUGAUGAAAUAGAGGUGAGAUGGAAAUUUAAGCAGCCAGAUGAAGACAUGGGCAGCACUGAGCCUUCAGAGAGCUCGGUGAUGAUCAAUGAAGAUCCAGAGAAUGAAGAUGAGCAGGAGCUUCCAGAGCUGAGGAUCGUCCUGUUCGGGAGGACGACGGUUGGGAAAAGUACGCUAGGAGGCAUCAUCCUGGGGGACAGUGCUGCAUUCACGUUGAGCGAUCCUCAUGGAGAGCGCACAAAGACCUGCCACGUGGAAAGAAAGACAGACUCUGACAGUCACAGCGUGGUUGUUGUGGACACUCCGGGUCUGUUUAAAAUGGGAUCAAGUGAAGAGGACGUGGUGAAAGAGAUCAAGUGGGCCACUGAAAACGUUGAACCUGGUCCUCAUGUGUUCCUGUUGGUGGAAAGGCUCAAAAUCAUCACAUCUGAAGAGUUAAAAGCACUGCAGGUUUUUGAACGCACUUUUGGCAAACGUGCAGUGGCCUACGUUACGGUGGUGUUCACCCACAACAACGAUCCGCGAGGGAACGAAGCUGACAUAAAAGAGGGCAUGAAAGACAAUGAGCACCUCAGGGAACUGAUUGAACGGUGCCAGUGGAGAUAUUUUAUUUUUAACAUUGCUGACAGGAGCCCUGUUCAAGUCACCCAGCUGCUGGAGAAGAUAACUCAGGAGAGACAAGAUUACUCGGACUUCUUCUACACGCCUCAGAUGCUCCAGGCGGCUGAAAAAGCUGCGAACGAGGAGCGAAGCAAAGACGACCGCAGGAGGAAAGCAUCAGAAAACAGACUGGCUAUUCUUGAGAAGAGCGGAUUGUUGGGAAUAUUUCUCGGGAGUGUUGUUGGGUAUUUUAGCUGUGGUGGUGAGCUGACACCUACAUCAGGAGCUCUACUGGGAGCUUUACUGGGUAUGAUACUGAUAAUGGGAAUGACAUUUUCAGGGAUCUGUGUAUUCGAGAAAUACCAUAAAAAGUGACUUUUCACUCAUCUGCAGGGAAUCCUGAGCUGGAAACUUUCUAAAGUUACUUAUAGCAUCAACACAGUGUGACACACUGACACAGCAUCUGUGAGAGAGGGCUGAUGCUGCUCUAUCUAAAGUCCUGUAAAGACAUGGGCGCAGGCCAAAGGGAAUAUAAAAACCAUCCACUGACAAGACACUGCCCCCUGUUGGUAAAACAAGCCACAACAUGCUGCAUGGCCAAAAGCAGCAUCUCACAGAAGAACGCAAACAAGUCGACACAUGUUAGUCUGUUAAUCUACAGAACCAGUCAGACCUCUGAACAGCGGAUCAGGACAAAACUGCUCAAAGAAACAACCUGCAUACAAGCACAACAUGCAGUGAAAUGUGACCUGAUGCGCUCCUGUGCAGAAACAGAGAACAUUAUAGUAAAUACAUGCAAAGAGGACAUUAUGUGCAGUAAGCGAGUGAAUUAUAUACAUCAAGUAAAUUCAAUAGAAUAAAACAAUCUGGAAAUUUGCAGUUCGAAAUUCGAGAAUGUACAUUGUGAGAGUGGGGUGUGAAAGUGAAGCCAGAUCAGGAUGUGAUAACAAUGAGUCCUGUCUCAGUCACUUAUGGUUGAUGGAGCUUGGGGGGGGGGGGCAAAGAUUGGGGGGGGCUCCUCUUGAGCCUCUCUGUUCUAGCCUGCAUGGUGCCUGAUUACAGAAGCUGGGACAGUUUAUUGCUGGAUGGGUCCUUCCAUAUCUGAGCGGCUCUGGUUCAGCAUCUUCUGAUUUAAAUGUCGUGUAGAGGGAAAGCGUUCUGCCGUAUGGAGCAGUCUACGAAGAGCUUUUUUAUCCUUGACACAGCUGGUCUGUGUGAGGAUGCUCUCCACAGCGCCUGUAAAGAAAGUCCUGAGGAUCUCUGGAGAGACCCUGAGCUUCUUCAGUUGUCGUAGGUGGUACAGGCGCUGCCUGGCCUUUCUGGACUGCACCUGGAUGUGGGCAGACCAUGUCAGGUCUGAGGAGAUGUGGACACCGAGAUACUUGAUGGAUUAAAACAAUGAUCGGCACACAAACUGGUCACACGCUGCCUCCUUGUGGUAACAAUUUUCAUUACAUGUCAUUACAAACGUGCCUCUGACCAAGUCUGUCCAUUCAUCCAUUCAUUCUCUUCUGCUUAUCCAACAAUCCUCACCUUAAUUAUAUCUUCCUCUUAAAUGUUGUAUCCUUGUCUUAUUUAUACCCCUGCUAGCUUGCAUUGUUUUUCUACAUAUACACAAUAUUUUUAACUUCUGUUGUUUUGUGUCACUGGGACCUAAAUACUUCAUCUGUUCCUGUUCUUAUACCUCACGUGUUGGAACAGCAAAGCCCAAAGAUCCAAGUUACCCAAAGAAGACAGGAAGAACUGACAGCACGAUGCAUACAAACCAGGACUAUGAAGCCAAGUGUAGGAACCAUUUUGUGAUGUUACCUUAUGUGUGAAACUUUUUGUGUUUUUACAGUAUGGUGUGUUUAUGUGACUGUAUUUAAGGUAGACACACGUAGUUAAUGUCAGGUGUUGUUGGUCAGACGGAGCAAACGGUUUGUGAUUUAUGUUACGUGAUGUUGGAUACUGUUGAACAACAAAUACAGGAAUGUAUUAAAGAUGUUAAACAGACAGGAUGAGUAGAGUUUCACUGAUAACAGUGGCACCGCGUCACCCCAACCAUCGAACACCUCCGUGGAUUCAAGCGUCGGCUGAGCCUCUACACCAGGAAUAUGAACAGACAUAAAACUGGGACGACAAACUCACAACACAAAACACUAUAAAAAGUAAUAAAAUCAAAGACGGGAAAAACAAACAGCACAAUAACGACUAACAAAUAGAACUAGAAAGACCAAAAACUCAAAGUGCAGGCUCCAAAACCCAGGAGGAGCUGCCUGGAUGUGUGCAGAAAGAUUCGACCUCAGAACCAAAAGCACAAAUCAAAGUACAGGUACGUGCACUCAGAGUGAGCUCAGCGUGUGCAGGGUAUCGCUUUCUGUUGUCUGGAUUCACUUAUCCUAACCGGAGAUCAGGACAACCAGUUAUCAGAUGGUAAAGUUUCACACGAGAGACCAAUGACGCUGAUGACUGUGCCGUCAGCAGAGCAGCUGAUUGUUCACAGAAAGAAUAAACAAAACAUCAGAAAAACAUGAUGUCGUCACACAGUUUGGUCAUAAAGACUGGAGAAGAGCGGCUGUGUUAAUAAAGUUUAGCCUGUUUGAAACCUGGGAGGAGAGCCGAGGAGGAGAUUAUGGCGAAAUCGUGCUUCGUAGCUGCGGAGCUCUCUGACAUCACAUGGCCUGCAGAAGCAAACACAUGCAAUGACGUGUGCAUUUACAGUGACGCAGCAACACUAACAGCGCCAAACAGACGGACGACCUGAACUCAAAGACAAAAGAUGACAAACUGACCCAGGAACCAUUAUAUGCAUUUCACUCAGCACCAGUCCAGACCAGCUUCACCAGUAACAGCAACGUGUGCAAAUAAAAGACAACAGCAGGUGAAAGUCUUUCACACACACAGGUUACAAAGAAGCCUUCGUUUCUUUCAAAUAUAUGCAAACAAUUGCAGAAAUCAUCAUAUGAACAACUAUGUGAUUAAAUUCUCUGAUGAUAAAGCAGUUUUUUAACGUAAGAUUCAGAUGUUGCUACAAAUCAGCAACAUCUGAAUCUGUUGUCUGGUGUCCCUCGCCUGAAGCUCUCUGUGAGAGCUGCUGUUACACUCGUUCCUGCACGCCUUCCUCUAAGUCUGCACAAACACCUUUUCUAUUAUUUUGAGUGCUCAGUAUGCAAUCAACUAUUAAAGUGAUCUAAAAUCAGUGCAGUCCCCGUGCCAUUUGCCAGCACAGCUUUUGUAAACCAAACUUUUCCAGCUCUCACACUCUGCUGAGGUGGUUUGGGCCUCUGACGGAGAUGCCUCCUCGGCACCUCCGGAGUGUUCCAAGCAUGUCCCAGUGGAAGGACUGGGCAGACCCAGGACACUCUGGACCGAUUACAUCUCCCAGCCAGCCUGGGAACGCUGUAGUGUUGCCCUGGAUAAGCCUGAGGAGCUGGCUGGGGAGAGGGAGGUCUGGCCCCGG